Molecule: messenger RNA, 1128 nt
Organism: Tribolium madens (black flour beetle)
Lineage: Eukaryota; Metazoa; Arthropoda; Insecta; Coleoptera; Tenebrionidae
Product: cytochrome b5 domain-containing protein 1
Exons: 3
Coding region: 205-936 (243 amino acids)
Source: RefSeq, a predicted model, not a curated record
UCGCUAAUUAUUCAAGACUCGAGCUUACUUCAUAAUUUAAGAGCAACAAAUGUGUUUUUUUAUAUCUUACCACAAGGAUACACGCUCUGCCGCGUCCCCUUCCUCGAAAUAAUCGCAUUUUGUAUCGUAAUCUACAUUUUACAUUAAACACGCGACAUGCCUUAUGCCUCCUAAUUCUGACAAAAAACGUCAAAAUUUGAAAAAAUGACCGAAAUUAAGCUCGCAGUCUAUGCCCCUUUUGAAGUAAUAACCCAUAACAAACCCAACGAUUGCUGGUUGUCCCUUCUCGGGCGAGUCCUCGAUGUCACACCCCUUGUGAGAGAGUACAAAGACAAAGAUUGUAUUAAACCGAUCCUUGCUUUCGCCGGCAAAGACGUUAGCCACUGGUUUGACGAGAAAACUGGGGAAAUUCAACAUUUUGUUCAUCCUGUGACCGGUGUCCUUGUUCCUUAUUGCCCCCAUGGACCUCUUCCAGACGUCGCCUGUCAGGUACCAUCGACAACGUGGAGGCCACUUGAGGGGACCCCGUGGUGGUUAGACAACAAGUACCAAAUUGGGGUUUUAACCAAACUAGUGCGUCCGAUUAAAAUAAUAAAUAUUUUGCUGGGGAAGGCCGUUGUGAUAAAUGUGUGUUGCGAGGAUAGUUUUUACAGAAUUCAAGAACGCUACUCGUUGUAUACUUCAGAACCUGAUAGUUACACUUGGGUUUAUAUGGAUAAACUGAUCGAAAUGGACAAGACCAUGGACGAGAAUGGAAUCCCCGACGAUCGCGAAAAAAUGGCCGAAUUAGGAAUACCAAAAAGUUUCUUCGUCCCAAGUGUCAAUCUUUAUUUCAACGACGAUCUGAGACACACUGAAGACCUGACUGACGACGAGGAUGAGCUAGAUGCAGAAAUUUGUUGCACUUGCCAAAAGGAUGAUGAAAAAAUAAUGUAGAAUUUUUACUAAAACGAUAAAUUUAUAGAUCGUAUAAAGAUAAUAGUAAUUAGUGCGAGUGUAUUAUUAUUGUUGAAGCAUAUGCUGUUUAAUUUGCAAAUGUUGGCGAACCAUAAAAAGUUAACGAAACCAAGCGGAAAACACAAUGAACCUUUUGCAGUCAUUAAAAUUGAAACAAGUGGAAAAAUAAUU